This is a messenger RNA of Physella acuta, 1050 nucleotides long. RefSeq names its product fibrinogen-like protein A. Lineage: Eukaryota; Metazoa; Mollusca; Gastropoda; Physidae. The record is from RefSeq and is a predicted model, not a curated record.
AUGGAGAUAUUAAUAAUUUUGAUGAUCAUAUUACAAGGACAUAUGUCAUUUUGCGACAGUAGAUCAGAAAAAUACUCCCUUAAGAACACAAGUGAACUGACGCUGCUGCCCCUUGAUAAAACAUACACGACCAGGAGUCAGCUUAUGUGUGCUGCCAAGUGUGCUGAGAAGAAAAAUGAGUGCUAUAAUUACAUGUACGACACGGCCACCAAAACGUGUACUCUGGGCUACUGGCUUCUCCCCGUGUCUGCCCUCAACACGUCCCAACAGGCAAGCACCACCAGACUUUACAGCAAGGGAAUGUACUGCAAUGUGCAAGAGUUAGUGACACCUGUAGGAAAUGGACAGAUGAGCUCGUUUAAAACCUUAGCCUGUCGGGGAGGCUCUGUAAACGUAGGAAAACUGCCGGUUCUAGAAGCUCCAAGUCCAAACGUUUACAGAUCAUGUAGAGAUGUGAAGAACUCCACAAAUCCAAGGCAACUGAUCAAGCUGGCAUCUGGUCUUGUCGUCAUGUGUGACACAGUGACAGAUGGAGGGGGCUGGACAAUUUUUCAACGUCGAGUCACUGGGGCAAUCGACUUCUACAGAAACUGGAAGGAGUACAAGAACGGCUUUGGAGAUUACAGCAUUGGGGAUUUCUAUCUGGGCAAUGAAAAUAUUUACUCUCUAGGUUUAAAAUAUUCCCACCAGAUGAGAUUUGAUAUGUCUUACAAAGGUCAGAGCUAUUACGCCAGUUAUUCUACUUUUAGGUUUGCUUCAGAAAGUCAAGGUUAUCAGAUGUAUCUUGGUGGCUAUUCAGGCACGGCGGGUGACUCACAUUUAAAUAAUAACAACAUGAGGUUCUCAACUUACGACGUAAAUAAUGAUCUAACGUCGGUUAAUUGCGCUGUUCGUUACCACGGUGCGUGGUGGUACAACUCAUGCUAUCACACGCACCUGAACGGCAAGUGGGCUAGUACAACUGAAGGGGGAGGUAUAUUCUGGCUUCAAGUGACUGGUUUUGAUGACAAUUUGGAAAGCUGCGAAAUGAAAAUAAGACCAUUGAUAUAG